Molecule: messenger RNA, 1712 nt
Organism: Apodemus sylvaticus (European woodmouse)
Lineage: Eukaryota; Metazoa; Chordata; Mammalia; Rodentia; Muridae
Gene: Syt10
Product: synaptotagmin 10
Exons: 7
Coding region: 1-1572 (523 amino acids)
Biological process (GO): cellular response to calcium ion; calcium-ion regulated exocytosis; regulation of calcium ion-dependent exocytosis
Cellular component (GO): membrane
Molecular function (GO): clathrin binding; syntaxin binding; calcium-dependent phospholipid binding
Source: RefSeq, a predicted model, not a curated record
AUGAGUUUCCGCAAGGAGGACGGUGUGAGCAGCCUGUGCCAGAAGGCGCUGCACAUCAUCACCGAGCUGUGCUUCGCGGGCCAGGUGGAGUGGGACAAGUGUUCGGGCAUCUUUCCAGCAGAUAGGAGCAGCCAGGGCGGAGGUGGCACAGAUAUUUCAGUCAGCCUGUUAGCAGUUGUUGUAAGCUUCUGUGGCCUGGCCUUGCUGGUUGUCUCUCUUUUCGUCUUCUGGAAGUUGUGCUGGCCAUGCUGGAAGAGCAAGCUUGUGGCCCCCAAUGUCAGUGUCCUUCCACAGAGCGUCUCAAGUGCUCCGACUGAAGUUUUUGAGACCGAAGAGAAAAAAGAAGUGGAAGAAAAUGAAAAGCCAACACCAAAAGCUAUUGAGCCUGCAAUAAAAAUCAGCCACACAUCCCCCGACAUCCCAGCAGAAGUGCAGACUGCUUUAAAGGAGCACUUAAUUAAACAUGCUCGAGUGCAAAGGCAAACCACCGAGCCUACAUCUUCAUCCCGCCACAAUUCCUUCAGGAGACACCUACCGAGGCAAAUGAACGUCUCCAGCGUUGACUUCAGCAUGGGCACUGAACCUGUCUUACAAAGAGGAGAAACAAGAACCAGCAUCGGAAGGAUAAAACCAGAACUCUACAAGCAGAAAUCGGUUGACUCCGAGGGCAACAGAAAAGACGACAUCAAGACCUGUGGGAAACUUAAUUUUGCGCUCCAGUAUGAUUAUGAAAAUGAACUUCUAGUUGUUAAAAUUAUCAAAGCUUUAGAUCUCCCAGCUAAAGAUUUUACAGGAACUUCUGAUCCUUAUGUGAAGAUCUAUCUUCUUCCAGACAGGAAGAAAAAAUUUCAGACCCGUGUGCACCGGAAGACUUUAAAUCCUCUCUUCGAUGAGCUAUUUCAGUUUCCGGUGGUUUACGAUCAGCUAAGCAACCGCAAACUACACUUUAGUAUAUAUGAUUUUGACAGAUUUUCCAGACACGACAUGAUUGGGGAAGUGAUUCUUGAUAAUUUAUUUGAAGUCUCUGAUCUAUCCAGGGAAGCCACAGUAUGGAAAGAUAUCCACUGUGCUACCACAGAAAGCAUAGACCUGGGCGAAAUCAUGUUCUCCCUUUGCUAUUUGCCAACUGCUGGUCGUAUGACCUUGACAGUGAUCAAGUGCAGAAAUCUGAAAGCAAUGGACAUUACUGGGUCAUCAGAUCCUUAUGUCAAAGUGUCUCUGAUGUGCGAGGGACGGAGACUUAAAAAACGGAAAACAACUACAAAGAAGAAUACUCUCAAUCCCGUGUACAAUGAAGCCAUUAUUUUCGACAUCCCUCCAGAGAAUGUGGACCAGGUCAGCCUGUGCAUUGCGGUCAUGGACUACGACAGGGUGGGACACAAUGAGGUCAUAGGCGUGUGUCGAACUGGACUAGAUGCCGAGGGUCUUGGGAGAGACCACUGGAAUGAAAUGCUGGCCUAUCACCGAAAGCCAAUCACACAUUGGCACCCCUUGCUGGAGUUACCUGGCCGGGCAACCAGCUUUGAUAGUCAAGGAUCCUGUUCUUCUCCAAGGCCACCGUCCACACCAUAAAAGCCUGCAAAUAAGACCAUUUCACAGAAAGACCUAGAAUCAUGUGCUCAUUGAAUCAGAAACACAUACUCGGAGAAUACACUCAGAGAGAAAGAACAUUUGACUUCUUCAUUUAAAAUACACCCAUGAUAACUAAUAAC